Messenger RNA from Gracilinanus agilis (Agile Gracile Mouse Opossum), 1732 nucleotides. It is a transcript of the gene TSLIG1, whose product is annotated as zinc finger and BTB domain containing 8 opposite strand. The coding region runs from base 321 to 824 and encodes 167 amino acids. Gene Ontology annotation, biological process: tRNA splicing, via endonucleolytic cleavage and ligation. The transcript is spliced from 7 exons. Gene Ontology annotation, cellular component: tRNA-splicing ligase complex. The record is from RefSeq and is a predicted model, not a curated record. NCBI's taxonomy places the organism in Eukaryota, Metazoa, Chordata, Mammalia, Didelphimorphia, Didelphidae.
UCGACAGAAGAGGCCCAGGACCCCCCUCCAUUGAGGCGAGAGGGAACCCUUUACUGAGGGAAACCCAACUUCCUUUGAGGCGAAGGCAACCUCGCCUAGACCCACAGUUGUGUACGGGCUGGGGGGCUAAUUCAGCUCCCACUGACCCCCUCAGAUCAACUCCUCACUACUACGUGAUAGCGUCUAGGAUUAGCGGCUGUAGCCAAGGUGGAUGGCAAGAACUAAGGCCUGGCCCUUUAAGAGCCCGCAACGAGGGGCGGGGACUCCUGGCGGAAGCUGCGUAGGUGAAGGACGGAAGUGGAGUAUUAGGUGUAGCAGUCAUGGCGCAGGAUGGAGAAGACGAGAGGGACUACAAUCUGAACGAAGAGCAAAAGGCAAUCAAGGCCAAAUACCCCCCAGCCAUCCGGAAGUAUGAGUAUCUGGAUCACACGGCUGAUGUACAGUUACAUGCUUGGGGAGACACGUUGGAAGAAGCAUUUGAGCAGUGUGCAAUGGCCAUGUUUGGUUACAUGACAGACACAGGAACUGUUGAACCGCUACAAACAGUUGAGGUGGAAGCAGAAGGAGAUGACCUACAGUCUCUUCUCUUUCACUUUUUGGAUGAAUGGCUUUAUAAAUUUAGUGCCAAUGAAUUCUUCAUACCACGGGAAGUGAAAGUACUAUCUAUUGACCAAAGAAACUUCAAAUUACGAUCAAUUGGGUGGGGAGAAGAAUUUUCUUUGAAUAAGCAUCCUCAGGGAACGGAAGUCAAGGCAAUAACAUAUUCAGCAAUGCAGGUCUAUGAUGAGGAGAAGCCAGAAGUUUUUGUGAUUAUCGACAUUUAAAAAAAUGAAAGGAAAUCCGAAAAGAACUGUUGCCUCUCUUCCCUGGAGGAAAAAAAUACAGUGAUUGACCUAAAAAAAGGAGAGAAAGAAAAAGGACAGAUAUGGAUAACUAGCCUUCUUUAUAAGAAACUGAAAAAAUUGGGGAACAGAUAUAUUCCAUCCUCUCUCUAGGAAAACUUGGAGAAAAAGUCAGGUGACAGAAUGUUCCUCAUUUAUGAAUUCUUGGCUAAAAGUGGCAAAAAACUUAAUCUUCCCUACCCCAGCUAUUGACAUUGAAGAAUACUAGCCCUAUGGGCUUUUCUACAUUUUCCAUUUUUGAAAAUGGGUUGUUGAGAAGAUAGGUUUCAGUAAAUUUUCCUUUUUAUCCCAAUUUGCUAAGAUAGUUUUAAUUUAUACAUAUGAAACAAUUAAAUGAUGAGCUGCUAUGAGAUGCUCUGUCUCUUGUAAUCCAUCUGGAAUUUUUACUUAUUUUUUUUAAUUACAUGUAGAAAACAGUUUUUCACAAUUAUUACUUGACAUUUUGUAAUUCAGACUUCCUCCCUCCCUCUCUGCCACCUUCCUGAAGUGGUAAAUAAUCUUGACAAACCUGGAAACCCUAGCUAAGCAAUAGGAAACAGAACCUAGCUAGGCAACAAGAAACAAACAGGCCCCAGCUAGGCAACAGGCCAGCACACAACGGUUGCCAUGAUUUACAGUUGUCAACAACAUUCAACCCCCUAGUACUACAAGAUCUUGUGAUUCCCCAACUCAAGGAGGACUCUAUUCUCUUGGCACCAGGCUCCCUCUUGCUACUUGCCCUCCACCCCCAUGGUGUUCCCCAGCAGGCUCCCCCUUGCUGUGUCUUUCUUCUAUUUCUCCACCCUGAUGGGACUUCCCCUUCUUCCCUCCAUUAAAUCUUUGCUCUGUUA